Molecule: messenger RNA, 1545 nt
Organism: Dermacentor silvarum
Lineage: Eukaryota; Metazoa; Arthropoda; Arachnida; Ixodida; Ixodidae
Biological process (GO): viral genome replication
Source: RefSeq, a predicted model, not a curated record
AUGAGAGCUUGGAGGAGUUUGAGACAAUUGAUCGAGGCGUGGUCGAGCUAUCAGGAACAGACGCUGGGGCAACCAGGAACAUCACGAAGAGGAGUAUCAGAAGAUUUACAAUCCCCUCCGGUGUGGGCACUGCAAUUACAAGACAUUCCAAAACGAAGAAGAAUUGUGCAUGAUGUGUUUCCCGCCAGAGACGACGGAGAAGCUCAGGACAUUUGUAAUGAAAUUAUUAGAAGAUUUGAACUCGGACCAACACAGUACGGAGUCGCGGCAGUCUCUGUCCACACACGAGACACUAGCAUCCCACACGUCCACGUUGUCCACGACUGCAGCUGGAGCAACGGGAGCUGCCGAUGUGUAUCAUUCUCUGGCUUUGUGCGACGACCAAACCGCUCAUCUGUUUGGACUACAAGCGCAACAGCAUGGGACUUCUUCCAUCUUAUCCAGUAUUUGUAUAGCCACCCCCGAGUAUUGGAAUACUUUAAAGUGGGAGGAGCCGAUUGGGGUCGUGACUGUAGAGCUCAAGUUGUGGGACAAUACGGCCAUUCAGGACACGAGUCCUCAAGAGUUUUGGAGGUUUUGCACUCGCAAUUUGCGUGUCCAGUUGCAUGCAACGACACCAUCGGAAGUUCAUCAGGCCAUUCAAACAGUGAUUCGUUAUGCAAACGAGAGGGCGGGAAAGCAAAGGCCAGAAAAUGUUCAAAGAGAAAAGCGGAAGAACCCCUCUACGAUUGGCUCAGGGAAAACCCCGUAUCGCCGUUGACUAACAUUGUCCGCACACCAAAGUGGCUUGCCGACCCCAACUUUAGGUUUAUCAGGCUCGAUGACAAGCACUUGCAGAGGGCCAUUCAAGUGUUUAACGACGAGAUGUGUAGUUACACCACUCUGGACUUUAUUGAACUAUAUAAAAACACGCAGCCACUGUUUGAUGCUCCACAAGGCGAUUUGAGUGCCUAUUACAUGAGUAUCGAGGAGUCGUUUGACGCCGUGCUGGAACUGCUGAGCUUUCAGUUUGAUGACAACCAGCCCGAAAUUUCCGACUUUGUAAACAACCUCUAUAUGCUCGUGGAAAAACUGGUACCCAAGAAGAAUUGCUUGGAGGUGGUGUCGCCUCCCAGUGCUGGCAAGAACUUUUUCUUUGACGCUGUGCUUUCCUUUUAUAUUAACAGAGGAACCAUCCGCAACUUUAACCGCUAUUCCAACUUUCCUCUACAAGACACUGUAGGGCGUCGCAUACUGGUGUGGAACGAGCCAAACUGCGAGUCGUCUGCCUUUGACACGGUCAAGAAAAUCUUUGGCGGAGACGUGGACUCUGUGGCUGUCAAGUACUCUCCCGACCAGACCAUUUCGAGAACGCCCGUCAUUGUGCUGUCGAACAACGAGGUGUUUCCGGACGACGAUGCCUUUAAUCACCGCAUGUUUCGCUACAAGUGGAAAUCUUGCCCCUUGCUCAAGCGCCACGACAAGAAGGUGCACCCCAUGUCUCUUGUGCUGUACGACAAGUAUGUACUCGAUGCCGACUAUAUAACUGCACGUCAGCACCAAUAA